AGGAAGCAAAAACAGCGUUAAAGAAAAAUGUCAUAAAUCGCUUCUAUGCAGAUGGAUGGAAUGUAGCGUAUUUAUACAAUGAAUAAGAGAAAGCCCAGUGUCUUGAAUGCUGUAAAGCCCAGUAAGUUUCGAAGGACAGAUGAAGCAACUCAUGUACAAGAGGAUGAGGACAUUGAUGAAGAGAUAUGCUUUAAUCAGGACCUUCCAUUCUUAACCUCGAGUGCUGGGGAUAUUGGUGUCAUUGAGAGCAUCUCCCUAAAGAACUUUAUGAGUCAUCACUUGCUUGAGCAAUUUGAAUUUGGACCAAAUGUAAACUUUAUUGUCGGAAACAAUGGAAGUGGGAAGAGUGCUAUCCUUACUGCUCUUAUUGUUGGCCUGGGUGGAAAAGCAACUACCACUAAUAGAGGGGCAUCUUUGAAGAGUUUCGUAAAAUACGGAGAAAGUUCUGCUGAAGUCACAGUAAAACUGAGAAACAGAGGCAGUGAUGCUUAUAAAGGUAAUAUAUAUGGAGACUGCAUCUCUGUUGAACAGAGGAUUACAAGUGAUGGCUGCAGGACAUGCAAAAUCAAAAACAAAAGUGGACGUGUUGUCUCUACAAAAAAAGAAGAGUUAACAGCAAUAUUGGACCAUUUUAAUAUACAAGUUGACAAUCCUGUUACAAUUCUUAACCAGGAAAUGAGUAAACAGUUUCUGCAUUCAAAAAGUGAAGCAGACAAGUACAAGUUUUUUAUGAAAGCCACUCUGCUAGAGCAGAUGAAAAGAGACUACAUCCACAUCAAGCAGACCGAAGAAGUUACACGCAACCAAGUGGAGAGACAGGAGGAGUGUUUGAAAGAUCUCAGACAGUUGUAUUUUCAAAAGAAAGAAAACUAUGAUCGUUUAUCAUCGCUUGAGAAAAUGAGGCAGACUCUGGAAGAUUUGCAGAAGACGAUGGCAUGGUGUUUGGUGAGAGAGAAGGAGUGGCAUGUACAACAGCUGAUGGAACAAAUCGACAAAGAACAGAGUAACAAUGUACAUGAACAAAAACUCCUUCUGUGUCAGAACAAAGUCACCCAUGCUGAAAAGAGACUGCGGGACAUUCAGAUGACGCUCCGGAAAGUUAAAGAGGAGGAGGAAUGUCUAGUGGAGGAAAAUCGAAAAAUGAAAGAAGAGGCCAGGCUUAAAAGCAAAGUUCAGAAGAGCCAGGAAGUGGUGUACUUCCGUGCUGAGAACAAACUAAAACAAUUAGAAAAGGAGCAAUGCCUUCUUAGGGAGAGAAUUCAUAAAAUAAAUAAUAGUAAUGAGAAAAGGAAUCAUGAGGCAGAGCAGACACAGCGAAUAAGGAAAAUAUCCAUUCUGAAAAAGCAGCUCGAAAAACUUGAGGCUGAGUCUGCAAAUUUUAAUCAGGAAAUCGAAGACAAACAGCAGGCUCUUUUGAAAGGAAGGGAAGAGUAUGACAAACUAAGCAUGGAGGAGAAAAACAUACAGGUUUCUCUGGAGUCCAAACUGAAAAGAAUAAAACAGCUGACUGCAAGCAGAUCCAACAGACUAAGACGAUUUGGUGAUCAUAUGCCAGAACUUUUGGAAUCGAUUGAUAAAGCCUACGCUCAAGGACGCUUUAUUAAGAAGCCGGUUGGACCAAUCGGUGCAUGUAUCAGUCUGAAAGACCCAAGUUUAGCAGUGGCUGUGGAAAGUUGCUUACGGAGUUUCAUGAAAACGUUUUGCUGUGACAAUUACAAAGAUGAAAAAGUUCUACAAGAGCUGAUGUCUCCAUACUUUUCUAAAGGCAACAGGCCCCAGAUUAUGGUGUGUUCAUUUACAGAUCGCAUUUACAGUGUUCAGAAUAGAGGUGUGCACCAUCCAGACUUUCCAUCUGUUUUAGACACUCUCAUCAUCGACAACCCUGUGAUAACAAAUUGUUUGAUAGAUAUGAGAAGCAUUGAAUGCAUUCUUAUCAUCAGGGAGGCUGCCAUUGCCAGAAGAGUCAUGCAAGCAGGAAGGGCACCCAGAAAUUGCCGUGAAGCUUUUACAAUAGAGGGUGAUCAGAUCUAUACCAAUCGCAAUUACACCCCUGCAAGUGAAGUCAUAGUUAAAUACCUCAGUGGGGAUCCGGAGGCAGAAGUUCGUCUAGUGCAAUCAGAAGUGGAAAAUCAUCAAGCACAGCUCGCCAGGUUUCGAAAUCACUUAAGCUCAGUAAAGCAAGACGUUAAGUCCAUGGAGGAGAAGCUGCUCAGUGCUAAAAUAGCAAGCAAGAAAAAUCAGGAAACUAUGAAUCGGGUUAAAGCCAACAUAGUUGAACUUGAGAACAUUGAGGAGACACAGACCGAAGAUAUAAGCUCCCUGGAAGAAGAAGCUCAAGAGAAUGAGCAGAAAAUUAAGUUGGAGAAAAAAACUGUAAAAGAGGCACAGGAUGAACUGGAAAAACACAAUAAGGCUUUUUUGGAAAUGGAUCAAAAACACAAAGAUGUGAAAAACAAGAGAGAACAACUCACAGAUGAAGCAGAACAGCUGAAGGAGGAGCAGGUGAAAGCUGAAGCUGAGUGCAGUAAACUUAAUAACGCGCUGAAGAUUUUGGAAAGAAAACUCAAGGAUCACCAGGACAAUAUCCAAGCUAUGAAAGAGGAAGUGGCUGACAGAGAAGAGGAGAAAAAGGACAUUGAAGAAAAAGCAAAAGAAAUCUGUCCUGAGCCACAAUGCCCAGAUCGAAGUGCCAAGAGCAUUGACACAGAGAUUACGAGUCUUCGCCAGAAGAUCAGCUCACAGGAGAGCAUCUAUGGUAAUCAUGAGCAAGUAAUCAGGGAGUACGCUGAGGCUCACAAAAAUUACAAAAACAAAUCCAGCCAACUGAGAGAUCUAAAGAAAUUCAUUGAUCGUCUGGACAACAUUAUGACUGACCGACAGGCACGAUAUAAAACAUUAAGAAGAUCUCUCUCUGUGAGAUGCAAGCUAUACUUCAACAGUUUUCUUAUCAGUCUUCACUGCUGUGGAUCAAUGAUGUUUGAUCACAGCAGUGAAUCUCUCUCCAUUUCGGUGAAGCCACCAGGUCAGGAGAAUGAUAGCGUCAGUGACAUGCGCACUCUGUCUGGUGGAGAGCGCUCUUUUUCCACGGUUUGCUUCAUUCUGUCCCUGUGGGAGAUUACAGAAUCCCCAUUUCGGUGUCUGGAUGAGUUUGAUGUGUACAUGGACAUGCACAAUCGUCAGAUUUCACUGGACCUGCUUAUUCGACUCACUGAGCGUCAACGUCACCGCCAGUUUAUCUUUAUCACCCCGCAGAGCACCAGCAAUCUGCCCAAAAGUAGUCAUAUUAAAAUCCACCAGCUUCAAGAUCCAGAGAGAGAAACAGAUAGGGAGGCGUCAUAGUUCCCUGUCUAAUGAAUGGACUACAGUGUGUUGUUCUUAAGAAGGUUAUGUUUUAUAUGUUUUUAUAUGUUUACUUCUCAAAGCAUGUUUUGCCUGAAUUUUAUGCAUUUAUCACUCAUUAUUUCACACUUUAUUUAGAUCCUAAUAAUAGUCAAACUUUUCACUGUAACUACUAUCAGAACAACAAUAGUUUUUAUGUCUUUAUUAAACACAUUAAAUAUUCACAGUCCAAGCUGAAAGUGAGCCAUCCAAUUAAGUAACUGCUAGAACCUCCUUAAGAAUAAUGUGUCCUUUAGCUCAUCAGUCUUGCAAAGUGGCAAGAAUAAAUUUUAUGGAAAUGUAUAUUAACUGUUUUUUUAAUUAGUCACGUGUCUUGGUUCAUUAAGCUUCAUCUAACAAAUUAUUUCCCUAAAAUUAUCCUGUAAAAUUUUCUGAUACAGUUUUCAGUUUAUUUUUUUUUUUAAAGCAGCACAGUGGCACUGCUGGCUGUGUGGGUGUCACACUUAUUAUUGACUAAUAAACACCACAAUCUUUAUGUACAA
Molecule: messenger RNA, 3881 nt
Organism: Trichomycterus rosablanca
Lineage: Eukaryota; Metazoa; Chordata; Actinopteri; Siluriformes; Trichomycteridae
Gene: smc6
Product: structural maintenance of chromosomes 6
Exons: 27
Coding region: 79-3339 (1086 amino acids)
Biological process (GO): double-strand break repair via homologous recombination
Cellular component (GO): Smc5-Smc6 complex; site of double-strand break; nucleus
Molecular function (GO): ATP hydrolysis activity; damaged DNA binding; single-stranded DNA binding
Source: RefSeq, a predicted model, not a curated record